GCAUGCAAUUGCGAUCGCUAUCGGUUUGACAAACAGCAAGAAUUUUAGUUCAGAAAAGCAUCGACAUAAAGGCGAGAAAUUUCAACCGUAAGGCUCUGAAAUGGAAAUUGAGGAUAAACUUACAGAGGAACAGAUUGAAGAAUAUCGAGAUGCGUUCAAGUUUUUCGAUAAAGAUGGCAAUGGUUAUAUAACGACCCGUGAGUUGGGGGCCAUAAUGAGAUCCCUCGGGCAAAACCCCACGGAAACCGAGCUCCAGGAUAUGGUCAAUGAAGUAGAUUAUGACGGAAAUGGUGUGGUGGAUUUUGGCGAGUUUGUGAACAUGAUGAUUAAUCAAAACAACAACACGCUGGACGAGAAGGAGCUCUUGGAAGCAUUCAGAACUUUUGACGGUGACGACAAGGGAUACAUAUUCUCUAACGAGAUUCGUUACGUGAUGCGGCACAUGGGGGAAAGCAUUCCAGAACAAGACAUCAACGAGAUAUUACAAGAUUCUCAGGAAAGUCGGAAACGAAAAAUCACCUUUGAAGAAUUCAUCAAACUGGUAAAACCGGAAGUAUAAACCUACGUUUCAUUUCCGUCACUGGAUGAGUCAACCACUGGUACUGACAGAUAGGCAUGAGUUCAAUUACACAUGUGCACCAGUUUGUUUCGUCAUUUACAAGGUUUUGCAAUGUCUGUUGACUGUGUUUACAGUUGUUGCACCUGAUGAACGUCAAUUUUGUUAAAGGAAAUCAGUGGAUAUGGUCAAGUGAAAUGAUUUGGAGAGGCAAUCAUAAGGGAGAUUAAUUUGGUGAAACUAUAACCUCGUUUUGUGAAAUUCUCUCACAAGCAAAUGAUAUAACAUUACAUUAUUUUUGUUAUUUUCUUAAGUAAAAAUAUUAUUAUCCAAUAUGUGUCAACUUUCUUUUAACUUGAUAUAAUCAAAU
Molecule: messenger RNA, 926 nt
Organism: Pocillopora verrucosa
Lineage: Eukaryota; Metazoa; Cnidaria; Anthozoa; Scleractinia; Pocilloporidae
Product: calmodulin
Cellular component (GO): myosin II complex
Molecular function (GO): calcium ion binding
Source: RefSeq, a predicted model, not a curated record